AUGUCUCUCCUCCAAAACGAAGACUUUACCAUCUGGCAGCUCCGCACCUCCUACCUCUCCGCAAUCAGAGACGGCGUCGGCGAUCGCCUUAUCAACGUCAACUCCUCCAUUCUCAACACUCCAAGUUUCCGCGCUGCAGGCUGGUCAUCAGCCCCUGGUGCCAAUGCCUCACAUAUCAAACGCACCUACUCGCCUCCCAUCCCCACCGCAACGGCCGUUACGUCAGAGUAUUUCCAGGUCAGUGCAAGGCAGAAUAAAGGCUUCGGCGAUAUAAAUGGUGGCAGUGAUGGGCACAAUGAUGCUGCUGGAGCCGUGGGUCUUGAAUUCGGGAUGGUGGAUGAUGGCGAGGAUGAAGAGGGUGGAAUUGUGACGGGCCCGAAGGGUAGUGUGAACACUAUUACGCAGCGACAGCCCAAGCGGGCUGCAGGAAGGAAGGGACGGAGGAGAUUGGAUGUCUCCAGAUCGCACCACCAGCAGCACAGGCUGGGUGAAGCUGAGGACAAUGAUAGUAGUGAUCUUAGUGAUGAGAGUGAUGAGGAGGUUGAGGGUGUUCGAGAACCCAGAAAUACGGGCCCUAGUAGCGAUAUGUCAUCAGACAACGAAGCAUACGGGCCCGCUGUGAGGAGACGGCAGAUUCAUUUUUCUAACCACGAGGACGUGAUUAAUCCAAAUGACAAGCCACCAAGCGAAAAGCUGGAUGAAGAAGAUGAGCUAGAGGCAGGAAGCAUCGAGGACGCCAUCAAUGAUCACGAUGAAGAUUCAAUUGUCGAGUCUGAAGGAUCUGUUCUUUCUUCUGAAUUCGGGGGCACUGCUGGAUCGGGAUCAUUGCUGGAUCGCGUCGGAUCGUUAGACUCGGCAUCUCCAAUGAUCUCCGAUAAACUGCCAUUGACUCUCGAAUCACAGGGUAGUUCACCCAGGAAACAGAAACAAACGACUACUUCACCGGAGUUAAAUGUACUUCCACCGCCUCGGCCCAUCAGCACCGUUGAACCCAUCAGUCUUUUGUCUACAGCGCUCCGAGCACGAAAGAAGGCGCCUGCCAACCCUUUGGAGAUAUAUGCUGCGCUAUCAGGCAGAGGAUCCAACACAACUCCACUAUACAUCAAUUUCUUUAUUCCGUCGUCCUCCCAACCAGAUGAGCCUUUAGAUGUGCCAAUUGUACGAGAAUCGAAGGAUUUAGAUCACCCUGGUCCAGUUACCGUUGCCCAAGCUAUCGGGCUGGGCCUAUGGAGAUAUAUGGAAGAACGCCGAAAGCCGCCACUUGAAGGAGAAAUGCUCAAUGUAAAUCGGUGGAAUCUCCGGAUGAUUGAGGACGGAGAAGUUGACUAUGAUUUCCCAUGCCUAGCGAGAGGUAGACCCAUCAUUGAUUUUACUUCCAACAACAAUCGCGCCCCUACCGCGCGCGGACGGUCCAGGAGCAAGCCGUAUGACGAAUUUGCACUUGUGAAGGCGACGGCAGCUGAAUUCGCGGAGAAUGAGAAACAGUAUCCCACGCCGAGUGCUGAUGAUGUCGAUGAGCCGGAAAUUACUCUGCCGAUAAUACAAGCCAAUCAGGAUAACGCUAAAAACAGGAUGCUUGGAAGGAUCAACCCCAUCCUAGGCCAGCCAUUUUCAUCCGCGUUGAAUGAUAGCACCCUCACCCCAGCCGAUCGCCCCGCUGUACCUACGUCAUACGCCACACCUAGAAUGGGCGUCACCAAGACAUUGAAGGUCAGAUACAUUGACCUAGCCGCAACGCAAACAACCUCCAUGAACACAUCUACAGACAGCUACAUCGCCGAAAUUUUAGACUCCGUCUGCAAGAAGUGGGGCCUGGACAAAGGCCAGUACCUCCUUAAAGUCAUGGGCUCCAACACCGUUGCCCCACUAGACCGAACCGUAGAAGCCCUGGGCAGUAUCACAGAUCUGGACCUUGUCCGCCGCCGAUUCGGCACGGGCCCACUCUCCAUCACCGGAUCCCCAGUCAGCGUCUCACCCAACGCGCCCCUAAUGGUCGAAAACACGACCUCUCACAGUGCCAGUUCCAAGAAGGGCAAGAAGGGCGGCAGUGGCACGGGAGGCGGUCGCAUGCUGCACCCGCUCGCGCACACCCAGGAUCUCCUGGGUGGCUACUACCGGCGCUACAACGUCAUCCGCAAGCAAUCCAUGUCGUUCACGGCGUCGAAUCAGCGCGUGCUCGCGUUCGACAUGGACUACAUGCAUAUCAUGCCGGCGGAGACGGGCAAGACGCUCUUCGAAUCGAACAGCAAGACGACGUCGAUAUCGUUUAAUGACGUUGUGGGGUCGAAGGUUAGCCGGCGGCAUCCGAAGAGUUUCCGGGUGGUGGUGUUGAGGGGAAACGCGGCGAGUGAGCAGAAGAGAUAUGACUUUGAGGCGAAGAGUGCGGUGGAGGCGGCGGAGAUUGUGGAGGAGAUCAAGAAGAAUAUGUUGCAGUAUCAUGUGUGA
Molecule: messenger RNA, 2445 nt
Organism: Histoplasma mississippiense
Lineage: Eukaryota; Fungi; Ascomycota; Eurotiomycetes; Onygenales; Ajellomycetaceae
Exons: 3
Coding region: 1-2445 (814 amino acids)
Biological process (GO): TORC2 signaling
Cellular component (GO): plasma membrane; TORC2 complex; cytoplasm
Molecular function (GO): phosphatidylinositol-4,5-bisphosphate binding
Source: RefSeq, a predicted model, not a curated record